Saccostrea echinata is the source of this 564-nucleotide messenger RNA. RefSeq lists its product as uncharacterized. Lineage: Eukaryota; Metazoa; Mollusca; Bivalvia; Ostreida; Ostreidae. The record is from RefSeq and is a predicted model, not a curated record. Gene Ontology annotation, molecular function: carbohydrate binding. The transcript has 4 exons. Gene Ontology annotation, biological process: cell adhesion. Bases 148 to 564 code for a protein of 138 amino acids.
UGUUUUUCCAGGAAAGAUAAUUUAUUUUGAAGAACGUGUAGGUAGAUCGACGUGUUGUCAAAAUGUCCCUAUCUGUCUCUAACGUUGAUAUUGUUUUCUUUAUAUUUGUAUUCAAAUACCGGUAUUUAAUUAUUUUCAGUUUGAAGGAUGAGUUUCUUUAGGUACAUGGUAGUGAGCGCAUUAAUUCUUGUUACAUCAGCUGCUACUCAACCUCCUGGAUUACAAAAUAAUGGAUCAGAUGAAGCAGCUAGAAAUAGUGACAAUCCAAUUCAGAGGGUCCUCGAGCAGUUUUUUGUCAAAAAAGCGAAAGGAAUGGAAAUGGAGAAGGCUAUCGCAGAAAUGGCGUCCACAAUUAAAAACAUGAUGGCCACUAUUGAUGCAAUGAAAUCUUCUAUUUCGUCGCUCGAAAGAGAUAUUGCAAAUAGGAAAGAAUUCAGAUUUAACCUUCGUGUUAGCACAGAGAUAAAGGAUAUAACUAGGACAGGGUUUAGCAUAAACCUCGCAAGAUGGGGAGACUCGGUGCUGUACGGAGCCAGAGUCAGCUGGAUGGCGUGUGGAAGAUGA